This is a messenger RNA of Poecilia latipinna (sailfin molly), 1230 nucleotides long. Its product is annotated as gastrula zinc finger protein XlCGF57.1-like. The annotation marks the transcript as partial. Gene Ontology annotation, biological process: regulation of transcription by RNA polymerase II. Lineage: Eukaryota; Metazoa; Chordata; Actinopteri; Cyprinodontiformes; Poeciliidae. Gene Ontology annotation, cellular component: nucleus. Gene Ontology annotation, molecular function: RNA polymerase II transcription regulatory region sequence-specific DNA binding; DNA-binding transcription factor activity, RNA polymerase II-specific. The record is from RefSeq and is a predicted model, not a curated record. The transcript has 2 exons.
UGUGUGACCUGUGGAAAAUGUUUUGGUCGAAAACUGACUUUAACUCACCACAUGAGUAUUCACACUGGUGAAAAGCCGUUUUCAUGUGUAAACUGUGGAAAAAGUUUUAAUCAAAAACAGCAUUUAACUCAGCACAUGAUGAUUCACUCUGGAGAAAAGUUGUUUUCAUGUGGAAGCUGUGGAAAAAGUUUUAGUCGAAAACGGGAGUUAACUCAGCACAUGAUGAUUCACACUGGUGAAAAGCCGUUUUCAUGUGGAAGCUGUGGAAAAAGUUUUAGACAAAAACAGGAGUUAACUCAGCACAUAAGGAUUCACACUGGUGAAAAGCCGUUUUCAUGUGGGACCUGUGGGAUAAGUUUUAGUCGAAAACAGAAUUUAACUCAGCACAUGAUGAUUCACACUGGUGAAAAGCCGUUUUCAUGUGUAAACUGUGGAAAAAGUUUUAGUCGAAAACAGGAGUUAACUCAGCACAUGAUGAUUCACACUGGUGAAAAGCCGUUUUCAUGUGGGCGAUGUGGAAAACGUUUUCGUCACAAAGUUAGUUUAACUCGCCACAUGAGGCGUCACACAGGUUAAAAGCCAUAGAAGUAUUUUCCAUACAUGUCCUGUUCACUAUUCAAUUGAUUUGGUUUAACACUAGAAUGAAAGACUGGAGGGGUUUCAUGUCUAUAAAGCUGAAAGUUGUAUUUGUUAAAUGUGAUAAUUUGGAUCUUCAAAUUUGGAUUCUUGGAGAUGUGCAACCAUGACGCAUUUUCUUUCAGAGAUGCUUUGUUUUUUUUUCUGACAUAUUCUGUAUCAAAAAUCAAUACUGAUAAACUGUAUGUUAUUGUAUUAACAUCCUGUUUAUGUACAACGUGAAGAGCAGAGGGCUCAGCACACAGCCCUGAGGAGAGCCAGGACUGAUGCUGAGAGCUGAAGUGGCUUUGGAGCCCACUGACUAUUUCAUACACUAACAGAGUUUGACCGGACAUGGACUCCCUUCCAGAACAUUCUCACAAGAUUGGACUUGAGGGAUUGAGGGGAGAUCAAGCGCUGAUUGUAAAUAUUGUUUUUAUACAUUUUAACCAUAAGAAUUUGGAUCUACGUCUUUCUUAUAAUUGUAAUUAUGUUCUUUGCUUUCAUAUUAGUCUUUAAAAUGUCAGAAUUUGCUCAUAGGUUUAUAGUUUUGUUUGUCUGAUGACAUAAUUUUUAAGUGUGAAAUAAAUCAUAACGAUUUGUUACUCAAAAGCC